This is a messenger RNA of Gallus gallus (chicken), 1884 nucleotides long. RefSeq names its product ADP ribosylation factor like GTPase 4C (gene ARL4C). Gene Ontology annotation, cellular component: cytoplasm. Gene Ontology annotation, biological process: endocytic recycling; intracellular protein transport. Gene Ontology annotation, molecular function: GTPase activity; GTP binding. Lineage: Eukaryota; Metazoa; Chordata; Aves; Galliformes; Phasianidae. The record is from RefSeq and is a predicted model, not a curated record. The coding region runs from base 187 to 765 and encodes 192 amino acids. The transcript has a single exon.
AGUCCCCGAGCCCCGGCGCGGCGUGGGAGCGUGCUGCCCGCCGCUCCGCCAGGGGCCGAGCCGAGCCGGGCCGGGACGAACCGGGACGAACCGAGCCGAGCCGAGCCGAGCCGAGCCGAGGCGGGCGGGCCGGGCCGGCGCGGGGAUGGGUGCGGGGCUGUGAGAGCGGCGGAGCCGGGGGCGGCCAUGGGGAACAUCUCCUCCAACAUCUCCGCCUUUCAGUCCCUGCACAUCGUCAUGCUGGGCCUGGACUCGGCGGGGAAGACCACGGUGCUCUACCGGCUGAAGUUCAACGAGUUCGUCAACACGGUGCCCACCAUCGGCUUCAACACGGAGAAGAUCCGCCUGAGCAACGGCACGGCCAAGGGCAUCAGCUGCCACUUCUGGGACGUGGGCGGCCAGGAGAAGCUGCGCCCGCUCUGGAAGUCCUACAGCCGCUGCACCGACGGCAUCAUCUACGUGGUGGACUCGGUGGAUGUGGACCGGCUGGAGGAGGCCAAGACGGAGCUGCACAAGGUGACCAAGUUCGCCGAGAACCAGGGCACGCCGCUGCUGGUCAUUGCCAACAAGCAGGACCUGCCCAAGUCGCUGCCCGUGGCUGAGAUCGAGAAGCAGCUGGCGCUACACGAGCUGACCCCUUCCACCACGUACCACAUCCAGCCGGCCUGCGCCAUCAUCGGCGAGGGGCUGACCGAGGGCAUGGACAAGCUCUACGAGAUGAUCCUCAAGCGGAGGAAGUCCCUCAAGCAGAAGAAGAAGCGGUAGAAGCCCGCAGAUGUGCGGACGGGUGGGAGAGCAAACAAAGGAACGGAGGAGGAGAGAGAACCAAAGCGAUCCUUUUCUCGUUGGUUGUUGGGGUUUCGCCCCCCCCCCCCCUUUUUUUUUUUCCGGUGUGUGUGUGCUUUUAUUUUUAUUUUUUGUCCCUUUCCGAAUGAAACGACUACAAUAGCGGUGACAACAAUGCCACUCCUGCAAGCCAAGCCCAGAUCCUGACUGCAGGAUCUCCUCCUCCUGCUCUCCCCUUUGCCCGCCGCCCUAUCCCCGGCCAUAGGGCAGCAUGGAGCAGGGGUAGGGUGCUGCUCCCAGACCCCUGAGCCCCACAGCUGGGCUGGAGAUGCUCUGAGCGGGGCGAGACGCCGCGGGCGGCCGAGAGCCCACGGAGCUGGGGCAGCCCCCCGGCUCCCCUCCGUCCCUGGGGGUCUGACUGCUGCUGGGGGGGCAAACAUAGGAGUGAACAGGGCAGGACCCUGUGCAAGUGCAUUUGAGAGAGGCCAAAGGUGAGGCUGAAGCUGUGCAAGGUCAGCCGGCGGAGGCUUGGAGCAGCGCAGCGUGGGGGAGACGACCAAGGGAUGAAACGUGACCACUGGGACAGAACCCCAGCAUGGGGACAGAACCCUGCGAAGGGGACAAAACCCUCUGAAGGGGGCAGAAUGUGGCCAAAAGGACAAAAAGAAGGACAGAACCUGGCCAAGGGGGACAGAACAUGGCCAAGAGGACAAAACCCCUCCAAAAGGACAACCCAAACCCUCUGCAGGCUGGUGUUUUAGGAAGCAGAUGAAGAGGACAGACAGCUUUCAUGCAAUGCCGCAGCAGCUGGAGGUGCAUAGCAGCUGGUGACUGGUGCUGAGCUUUAAGCUGUUUGCUUAAAAAAAAGAAUAGAUAAAGGUGGGGGGGGGGGGGGAGGUGAAGUGGCACGGGGUCCAGGAGCCCCCAUUUUCUAAAGCUUGGUUGUGGCAUCUCCUGCAGCAAAGCCACAGCAGGUCUUUAUCGUGCCCAGGCAAAGGCAUGCUCCAAGGUGCUAAUUUGCUCCGAUCGGGGUGAUCCAAAAUAUGGAUUUGGAAAAAAAAAAAAAAAGAAAAAGAAAAAGAAGGUUUGUACACCACA